Messenger RNA from Drosophila novamexicana, 2892 nucleotides. It is a transcript of the gene Su(var)3-3, whose product is annotated as possible lysine-specific histone demethylase 1. NCBI's taxonomy places the organism in Eukaryota, Metazoa, Arthropoda, Insecta, Diptera, Drosophilidae. Gene Ontology annotation, biological process: regulation of DNA-templated transcription. Gene Ontology annotation, molecular function: oxidoreductase activity; flavin adenine dinucleotide binding; protein binding. Gene Ontology annotation, cellular component: nucleus. The transcript is spliced from 4 exons. The coding region runs from base 115 to 2820 and encodes 901 amino acids. The record is from RefSeq and is a predicted model, not a curated record.
AAUGUGUAAAAUAAAUCCGUGCUGAGCUACUAUAUACACAUUUUUUUGUCGACUUGAGUUUUGAUUUUAUACGAGCAUAAAAUUUUCGAUUUUCAAUUUAACAACAGCUCUGGCAUGAAGCCUACUCAGUCCGGUGGCAGUAGUACCAGCACCGGCAAAAUGGGCGAACCCAUCGAGUAUGUAACCCUGAUUAGCGACGACUCUGACGGGGAGCCGUCCCCCAAACGCAACCCUACAGGAGGCGGCAGCCAAGCCGGCAACCAAACGAAGGCAAAAUUUGACGACGACUCCAACGACACACCUGCCACAAGUGACGAGCGGCGCACUAGCCGGCGGAACAAGCCCAAAGUCGACUACACGAAUAAGCCGGCAACGGCAAGUGCGGAGAAUGCGUCCGCGUCUUAUGAAAAGUGCAGCUCCGGUUCGUCAGGUAGCAGCACUGGACCGUCGGAUAAACGCGGGCAUGUGCAGACGGAGCUGCGCUCCCGGAAGUCGGAGACGGCAGUUCAUCAGAGCGCAGCCUCUGGCACCCGCGGCGCUUUGCCAAAGGACACAAAUGGCACCAAUGGGGAUGCGCGCGAUAACAGCACCCCCACGGUACUUUCCGGGCAGGAAGGUGCAGUCUUUCAGUCACGCCUGCCCUUUAGCAAGAUGACACCUAAUGAGGAGGCGUGCUUUCCGGAUAUUAGCCGCUCGGGCAUACUGGGGCAUCGAGUUUUCCUUAACAUACGUAACGGUCUGCUGCACAUGUGGGUGGAUAAUCCCAAAACCCAGUUGACUUUUGAAAAUGCACUCAAACGACUGCCGCCGCCCUUCGACAGUGACCCGAAUCUGGUGAGACGUGUGCACUCAUUCUUGGAGCGGCACGGCUUUAUCAAUUUCGGCAUCUUCAAGCGGAUAACUCCCAUACCCAUCAAGAAGCUUGGCAAGGUAAUUGUGAUCGGUGCGGGCAUCUCUGGACUGGCAGUUGGGCAACAGUUGCAACAGUUUGGUAUGGAUGUGAUCGUGUUGGAAGCGAGAGAUCGAGUUGGCGGGCGUAUUGCCACGUUUCGCAAAAACAGCUAUAUUGCCGACCUGGGCGCCAUGGUGGUGACGGGUGUUUACGGCAAUCCCAUGACCAUUCUGAGCAAGCAGAUUGGCAUGGAUCUGGUACCAAUUCAGCAGACAUGCCCGCUGUACGGUCCCGAUGGUAAACCAGUGCCAAAGGAAAAAGAUGAUGUUAUUGAGCGCGAGUUUAAUCGGCUACUAGAAUCGGCCAGCUAUCUGUCGCAUCGUCUGGACUUUAAUUACGCCGGCAAUAAUCCUGUCUCAUUGGGCGAUGCCCUGGAGUGGAUCAUUAAUAUGCAGGACAAGGCCGUGCAGGAGAAGCGCGCCGCACAUAUGCAAGAGAUUAUUGCUGCACAAACGAAAAUCAUUGAGCACCGCAAAAGGCUGAAGAGCAUUCUACAGAAGAUUGCAACGCUCAAGUCUGAGCUUCAAACAUUGGUUAGACAGCGCGUUCCAAAGGGCGCCCAAAACGAAAAUGGUUAUGCGUGCCAAGAAUACACCAUUCGCACCACUCAAAUCAAGCUGGAAGACCUUGUCAAUGUCGAAGCGGAGCUGCGCAGUGAGGGGCAUAAGAUGGAGCUCAAGCUCCAAGAACUAGAACAAAACGGACCAAGUCAGGUGUAUCUAUCCUCACGCGACCGUCUGAUACUGGACUGGCAUUUUGCCAAUCUGGAAUUCGCGAAUGCCACACGCUUGGACAACUUGUCGCUAAAGCAUUGGGAUCAGGAUGAUGACUUUGAGUUUAUUGGCCACCAUACCACAGUGCGUAAUGGUUACUCCUGCGUUCCAGUUGCGCUUACGGAGAAUAUUGACAUACGGCUCAAUAGCGCUGUCAAAGAAAUUAAGUACAACAGCAAAGGCGUAGAGAUUGUGGCUGAAAAUCUGAAAACUUCCAACUCGCAAAUGACAUACAAGGCCGAUUUGGCCGUCUGUACGCUUACACUGGGCGUUCUCAAGGUGGCGGUCACGCAGGAAGAGGAGUCACAGCAUGGCAAUACUGUUAAAUUCGAUCCACCACUGCCAGACUGGAAGCAACAAGCCAUACGUCGCUUGGGAUUUGGUAAUCUCAACAAAGUGGUGCUCUGUUUUGAUCGUAUAUUCUGGGAUCCCAAUGCGAAUCUCUUUGGCCAUGUGGGCAGCACCACUGCCAGUCGUGGGGAAAUGUUUCUGUUCUGGAGCAUCAGCUCGUCGCCGGUUUUGCUGGCCCUCGUCGCUGGCAUGGCAGCCAAUAUUGUUGAGAGCGUGACGGAUGACAUCAUUAUCGGACGCUGUAUGUCCGUACUAAAAAAUAUAUUUGGCAACACAUCGGUGCCUCAGCCCAAGGAGACGGUCGUCACUCGUUGGCGCAGCGAUCAGUGGGCCCGUGGAUCAUAUAGUUAUGUUUCUGUAGGUUCCUCUGGCAGUGACUACGAUCUUCUUGCAGCACCAGUCAUCCCGCCCACAAGUUUCGAGCCGCAUUUUAGCAAAGAUGCCGAAGAACUGCCUCGCCUUUUCUUUGCGGGCGAGCACACGAUACGCAACUAUCCAGCGACUGUGCACGGCGCGUAUUUAAGCGGCUUACGUGAGGCUGGUCGCAUUGCUGAUUACUAUUUAGGCUAUCCGGAAGGUACCCCGCCGGACAUCGGCUAUUCUGUUACAGAAGCCGCCAACUCGGUUUCAGUUGGCAAUGUUGUAAAACUGCGCGACCUUUCGCCACGUCUUUCUGACUCGCCCGUGUCCAAAAAGUCUGAGGAGAAUUUAAACGUUAACGAUUCAACAGAUUUAAAGAUUUAAAUCCUGUACUUUUUUUUUAUAGUUGCAUGAGCCAGAACCGAAGACCCCACUUAGAAAUAUAGAUAUGUCUUA